UUAACGUUAAAAGACUUGGUUUUACAAUGAACCACAAUGGAGAAGUAGGAGUAGCUGCAAUUCAGACAGACUUUUCUCUAAAAAUUGACUUUGUUUAAAAGCUUUUCAGGGGUUUAUCUGACAUUUGGAAGGCUAUUUAUGUGAGAGGAAAGUUGUUUGAGACAAAUGUUAGUGUAGAGCUUCUGGUUUGAACGAGAGAUUUGGUUGGGGCUAACGCUAGUAUGUAGCAUGCUAAUUGUGAAUUCGUCGUAAACUCAUCUGUAAUUUCGGUGUUACAAGUUCCACACACAGGUAUGACCGAGUACAAACUGGUGGUGGUCGGGGCUGGAGGUGUGGGGAAAAGCGCCCUGACCAUCCAGCUCAUCCAGAACCACUUUGUGGACGAAUAUGACCCAACCAUUGAGGACUCCUACAGAAAGCAGGUGGUGAUCGACGGAGAGACGUGUCUGCUGGACAUCCUGGACACUGCAGGUCAAGAGGAGUACAGCGCCAUGAGGGACCAGUACAUGAGGACGGGAGAGGGCUUCCUCUGUGUGUUUGCCAUCAACAACGCAAAGUCUUUUGAGGACGUUCAUGUGUACAGAGAGCAGAUCAACCGAGUGAAGGACAGUGACAACGUUCCCAUGGUGCUGGUGGGGAACAAGAGUGACCUGAGCACCCGCACUGUGGAGACCCGGCAAGCGCAGGAGUUGGCCCGGAGCUACGGAGUCCCCUUCGUGGAGACCUCCGCCAAAACCAGACAGGGGGUUGAGGAGGCCUUCUACUCGCUGGUGCGGGAGAUCAGAAAAUACAAAGAGACCUACCGCAACAAGAAAAGCAAAAAGGGUUCUCAGAGACGGUGCACGAUUCUAUAGCAACACCCCCCCCCACCCACAGAGCCUGUUUCAUGCUGCUCCUCCCGUCAGUGAUAUCCAGCAGCUCUGAUGAGCUUUGUCGUCACUGUUUCCACCAAGUGCUGCCACGAAGUCCGUCAUUCAUCUGCAGAGUCCCUUUCCUUUAUAAAGAACUUGUGCAUCACUAGAUUUUCGUAGCUCAAAACAUUUUUGCUCCAGACUCGCAGGCGCACUCUAUUUCCCUUUAGUGUUUAAGAUGGAGCGUAGGGUUCAGUAGUGCCACCUUGAAACGUACUCAGGAAUGACGGUCAGGUGCCGAGUAGUGACAGUCGUUUUAGACAUCCGAUGUCUCUGAGGUGCCACUUCUGCUGUGGACCCCCCCAUCCCCCCCAUCAACACUGUAUUCUCCAGUCUCCUUUAACUCGCUUUCAUCAUCACUUUGAACGUCCCAGCACCUGCUGCAGCGCAUGGAUGUGCAAGCAGCUUCUCUGCACUGAAGCCAGUGUUGGACAGAUUAAUGUCACUGGGUGCUUCAGUCCUCAAGUAGAGCAACUUCUUGUCAGUGGAUGUCCUUUUUGAUGUAUGUUACCAGCAAAUUUUUUAUUUUCUAUUUUUGUAGAAGUUCAAAAAGCCCACCCCCCCCCCCCCAUAAAGCUAUAAUAAAAAUCUGUUUGCAAGUGUAUUCAGGCAGUCCUCACUUCACAUGUAUCCCCCAGCUCCUGCUCCUGCAGUGGCGUGCGUAAAAGCAGGCGUGGCUUUAGCAGAAGAUGACACCACUUCCUGAGUGAUUUCUGCAAGACCUGGGGGGGGGGGGGGGGGGGGGGUGCUGUUUACAACAUUGAGCAAAUUUGGAAAAAUUUCUCACCCAGAUCCUGUAUAUUAAAAAAAAAAAAAGGCAAAUAUUCUGUUUUCAAGAUCAGUGUUUGGCUGUCAAGAUGGGCUGUGGUCUCAGAGGCAUGUGCACUGUGACUUUCAAAAUAAAAUGUUCUUGAUAGUAUCUAAAUAUGAAAGCAUAUUGCAUUCCAAAAAAAAUAAAUGGGUGCUCUCAUUUGUGUGUAUUAAACAGUUUAGGUUUUUCCCAUGUUUUUAAAAACUACUGAAGUAAAGAACUCCAAACAAGCUGGGCCCCGACCUCAUCUGCUCUUAAACUAUAAGAUGAGCUGCAAUAAAAA
This is a messenger RNA of Oryzias latipes (Japanese medaka), 2005 nucleotides long. RefSeq names its product zgc:55558. The record is from RefSeq and is a predicted model, not a curated record. Gene Ontology annotation, biological process: signal transduction. NCBI's taxonomy places the organism in Eukaryota, Metazoa, Chordata, Actinopteri, Beloniformes, Adrianichthyidae. Gene Ontology annotation, molecular function: GTP binding; GTPase activity. Gene Ontology annotation, cellular component: membrane.